ACCCCCAGAACCAAAUGGCGGACCCCAAAACGAGGAGGACUCAUACCCAGGCGGAGCUGAGGAAGCUGAACCCCAUGCAGAGAGCGAGGGUUCUGGCUUACGAGCAGCCUGGGAAAGAGGUGGCGGCCUCGGUGCUCCUCGCCAAGGGCCGGCUCAGGGAACAUGCCACGAAAUCUGCCCAGGAGGCGCCGCCGCCGAGGACUCGGGACCCCGAGCAGGAGAAGCAAACCAAGGUGGUGGGACAUCUGAAAGCCGCAGAGGCCAGAAACCGCAUACGGCUGAUGAGAUUCCGCUUCCAGUGCAUGAGGGCCCAGGAAUUGGCCAACAUGAUCUCCUGCCAACCCGCAGCCCGGGACGCCAUCAGACUAGAAGUGUUCCUGUCUUCUCGGCCAGAAGCUACCAGCUCCCAGGUCUCUUUGGGCCGGUUCCAGAGGGAGCGGGUUGAGGAUCUCGUGGCAGAUGACGGAGGAUUACUAACGAACCGGAUCCCAUGAAGCCACAUGCU
Molecule: messenger RNA, 505 nt
Organism: Spea bombifrons (plains spadefoot toad)
Lineage: Eukaryota; Metazoa; Chordata; Amphibia; Anura; Pelobatidae
Gene: LKAAEAR1
Product: LKAAEAR motif containing 1
Exons: 3
Coding region: 15-494 (159 amino acids)
Source: RefSeq, a predicted model, not a curated record